Molecule: messenger RNA, 6250 nt
Organism: Trematomus bernacchii (emerald rockcod)
Lineage: Eukaryota; Metazoa; Chordata; Actinopteri; Perciformes; Nototheniidae
Gene: trim37
Product: tripartite motif containing 37
Exons: 26
Coding region: 324-3158 (944 amino acids)
Biological process (GO): negative regulation of centriole replication; protein autoubiquitination
Cellular component (GO): peroxisome; aggresome
Molecular function (GO): ubiquitin protein ligase activity; tumor necrosis factor receptor binding; ubiquitin protein ligase binding
Source: RefSeq, a predicted model, not a curated record
GCUUAACAGCAAGCGCGACCGCUACAUCUUCAAUUUACAGCCAAAAAAAAGGCUUUUUCAACGUUACUUCUACCUUUACACGGCCGCAGCUAGACAUAUUUACAUGUUUUGUGGCAACUAAUCCAGCGGACACAACGCCAACUGUGUGCUAGGAUAGAUAAUGUAGUUCAACUGUUCGUUUCUCAGGUGGGACAGACGAGUCUGGGAAGGACUUUUUUGGUAUCCUCCGUGAACCAGGGUCUCGAAACCAAAACGGAUUCCUGUACCCCAUGCACCUCACUCAUUGAUUCGUUGUAGAGAUCAAGAACUUCAAAGUGGCCGAAAUGGACGAACAAAGUGUUGAGUCCUCUCUCUCCUGUCCCGUGCAGAGCAUCGCAGAGGUGUUUCGCUGCUUCAUCUGCAUGGAGAAACUGAGGGACGCUCGCCUCUGUCCACACUGCUCCAAACUGUGCUGCUUCAGCUGCAUUCGACGGUGGCUGACGGAGCAGAGAGCCCAGUGUCCACACUGUCGGGCUCCGCUCCAGCUGAGGGAGCUGGUGAACUGUCGCUGGGCAGAGGAGGUGACCCAGCAGCUGGACACCCUGCAGCUGUGCAGCCUCACCAAGCACGAGGACAACGACAAGGACAAAUGUGAUAACCACCAUGAGAAGCUGAGUGUUUUCUGUUGGACCUGUAAGAAAUGCAUCUGUCACCAGUGUGCUCUGUGGGGAGGCAUGCAUGGCGGCCACACCUUCAAGCCUCUGGUGGAGAUCUACGAGCAGCAUGUGACCAAAGUGAAGGACGAGGUCGCCAAACUCCGCCGCCGCCUCAUGGAGCUCAUCAGUCUGGUGCAGGAAGUGGAGAGGAACGUGGAGGCUGUCAGGGGAGCGAAGGACGAGAGGGUCAGAGAGAUCCGAAACGCCGUGGAGAUGAUGAUCGCCCGUCUGGACAACCAGCUGAAGAACAAACUCAUCACCCUCAUGGGCCAGAAGACGUCCUUGACCCAGGAGACGGAGCUGCUGGAGUCUCUGCUGCAGGAGGUGGAGCAUCAGCUUCACUCGUGCAGUAAGAGUGAGCUGAUCUCAAAGAGCCCGGAGAUCCUGCUCAUGUUCCAGCAGGUCCACAGGAAGCCCAUGCAGUCCUUCGUCACCACGCCCGUCCCUCCAGACUUCACCAGUGAGCUGGUUCCUGCCUACGACUCCAGCACUUUUGUUCUGGUCAACUUCAGCACGUUGAGGCAGCGAGCCGACCCGGUCUACAGUCCUCCGCUGCAGAUCUCUGGGCUCUGCUGGAGGCUUAAAGUCUACCCUGAUGGUAACGGUGUGGUCCGUGGAAACUACCUCUCUGUGUUCCUGGAACUGUCUGCUGGACUCCCUGAAACAUCAAAAUAUGAGUACCGUGUGGAGAUGGUGCAUCAGGCCUCCAGUGACCCCACCAAGAACAUCAUUCGAGAGUUUGCCUCUGACUUUGAGGUCGGUGAAUGCUGGGGCUACAACCGCUUCUUCAGACUGGACCUUCUGGCCAGCGAGGGAUACCUGAACAUGCAGACGGACACGCUGGUCCUCCGAUACCAGGUCCGCUCUCCAACUUUUUUCCAGAAAUGCAGAGAUCAGUACUGGUACAUCAGCCAGCUGGAGUCUGCUCAGAGCGGAUACAUCCAGCAGAUCAACAACCUCAAAGAGAGGUUGGCCAUUGAGCUGUUUCGGCGUCAGACGUCUCGCAGCUCCUCUCCCCCCGAAAUGAGGCUCGCCUCAGGCCCCACCACCUCUGAGAGAGACCUUCGCUCCGUGAAGAGCGACGACGAUAUCCAGGCCACUUUGACCAACGCUAAAAAAGUUGAAGAAGAAGAGAGGACUCAGCACGAUGACUCUAAUGAGCUGUCAGACGGGGACCUGGAGGUGGACUGUCUGACGGAGGAGGAGGUGAACCCGCUGGACGGCAGCAGCACCUCGGGCAGCUCCACGGCAACCAGCAACACUGAGGAGAACGACAUCGACGAGGAAACCAUGUCUGGAGAGAAUGAUGUCGACUUCAUUGGGAAUCUGGAGACAGAAGAAGGAGAGCUUCCCGAUGACUUGGCUGGAGCAACAGGUGGCUCCAGCUCCGGUGUGCGCUCCUCACAUCGCGGUGCGGCUGCCAGUCGCGGUGUAGUGGUGGCCGGGGGGUCGGGCAGUAACAGCCUGCUGGAGAUCGACCCGGUCAUCCUGAUCCAGCUGCUGGACCUGAAGGAGCGCAGCAGCGUCGAGGCUCUGUGGGGCCUCCAGCCCCGACCGCCUGUCUCUCUGCUGCACAGCCAAGCUCAUUCUCACUCCAGGAAGGAUCGAGAGCGGCGUCCUCAGGCGGUGCGGCGCUCGGCUCCAGACUCGGGGGUCCUGAUCCGCCUGAAGGCUCAGAUGGCCGAGGUCCGCAGCAAAAUGUCUGACGUGAAGAGUCAGGUGCUGGAGGCUCGGGGGGCCGCAGAGCCCAGGCCGGGCUCCUCGGGGGGCUUCAGUGUGGAGGAGGGCCCCUCGCAGCACUCUGACUCAGAGCUGACCGCCUGUCGUAAGCCCGGAGAGCCGGACCUGCUUGGGAGGGCCGCGAGGGCCAGGUCGGGACGUCCCGUCAGGAAGUCCCUGUCUCCUGUCCUGGAGAGCAGCAGCUCUCUGGUGAUAAAGAGGAGGAGUCCGGAGGAGAUGGAGAAGGAGCUGAGAGGCGCUGACGUCGCCUCAGAGCUCAGCCUGCACCCUAAAGAGGGGCCGGGAGGAGCAGAGGGAGUGCUGAUGGCUGAGGGCUCCCAGGGGCCCCUCGUGUCCCUCUGCUCCUGCUCAGAGCAGCAGUACUCAGUGGUGGAGCAGCUGUACGGGGCCUCGGGGGCCAGGGACGAGAUCUUCUCCUUGGGAGGGCCCGGCUACAUGACCACCAGCAAGACCUCCGGCAGCAGGACCCUCGGGGCAGCCAUGUUGGAUUGUGAAUCUGAAAGCUCAGGAAUCUCCCACCACUCCCUGCUGGAGGGACCCUCUGCACAGCCUCAGUCAAAUGAAGAUAAGUCUCCGUGUGUCCUGGUGGCCGCAGCGAGCACCGACAGCGACUCUGAAGACGAGGCUCUGCAGAGCAACAACUCUCGCUACGACAACCAUACCCCUCCCUGCACAGGGGAGCAGCUUCUGUGUGAGGACAUGAGUCUUCCUGCUGACAGGUGAUUCCCUCUGAAGCGUCUUCACCCUCACUGCCGGAGAUCACACACUCUCUUCUGUCACACACAUCUGUAGAAGUAGGAACUGCUUGUUGUGCAUGAUUGGAAAAUGAUUGCAACGAUUCAGCUGCUUGGUAUCCUAAAUAAGAUAGAAAUAAUGGCGGCCUGUGGUUGAGGUGGUGCUAACAGUCCAGGUGACCACAUAAUAGCCAUGUUUUAAAGGGAUGGUUUGGAUGUUUUGAAGGGGGGCUACUCGCAUCCAGUGUAUUACUACAGUGUGUUCUGGUUUGUGCAUCCCCAUGUUUGGAAUAUCAGACAGGAGUAUGUGCACGGAGGUAAAGCACUGCUGUGCACAGGAGGCUGCAGCAAAAUGUACUUUUACUGAUUAAAUUCUAUGCUUUAUUAAGAACAUUUCCAUAGCUCAACAUUGCUGACAGAUCCCCUUCCUGACCCCAAAGGGUUAUGUAUGAUCUUUUCAAAGCCACCAGACUCAUCGACAAAUACUGUGAUUUUUAACUCCCAGAAGAUCGAGCUAGUGAUCUACUUCUGCCUCGUUUGUGUUUUUUGUUGUGAGUUUGGUUUUAUAAUGGGUUAAUUCAGAUUCACUGAAAUCACACACAAAUAAAUAUAUGAUGGUAGAUCACCAACCUCCGCUUUCUGAAAGGUGACAUUACUGUUUUUCUUCAAUGCAGUCUGGUGGCUUUAAAGAGAGCAUGCCAUAAGUCCUCUGUGUUUCUUCAAACUGGGGAGAAGCCAUUCACCGUCUAUUCUUCAAAACAUCCAAACUAUCCUUUUAAUAGUGUGUGAAUACUAACUAACAUUUCAUAUCUUUUGAAAUUGAACUUUCACCGUAUGUCUAAAGUCUUACAUCUAUUUCUUAACCUCUCCUUGCAUUACUUUGUAUCAAUAGAUAUACCUACUUCCAUUUCUUCAUGGCCAGUUCAGUAAAUACUUUGCAGGAAACAUUUGUUUGAGCAACAACGUUUUAUUUAGCAGAGAUGAACACCUACAGGGCAUUUAGUCACUUUAAUUCACUUAAAGCAGCCCACCUCAGUGCAUAACGGCGUUUGUAAUUCAGGUCUACAGUAUAUUUGCAAUAUUCAGAGGAGAGAGUAUCAUCUGUAGCCUGUCAAUAAGAGCUUAGUGUUUCAUAACGGUUUGCUGUUUAAGUUCAGCCUGUCUGCACAUCCGCUCCCUUCCUCCACCAUCGUGUCUCUGCACUUCCCAGCAUCGCUGCCAGAAACACUUUAAUCACUGCUCAAAUAUUCACUUCACUGCAGCCCCCCCCCCCGAGGUACACUUUGUUUGGAGCUCUUUUCUGGUAAUUUAUGUAAAUGUGUUCUGCGUUAAUAACAGCAGUCUGUCUUAUGUGACAUUUGAAAAGGUUAAAUGAUCACUGAAUCACAGAGAUUAUGAAACUACAGAUGUCUGCGGGCUGCAAACUGUUCAACAUGCAGCACAUCUGAGUUAGUAACAACGUGCCAGCAGGUGUUUGAGCUUCUGCUCGGACUUCACUGACCUGCAACCUGAGCUACGCUUAAUACACUGAAAAUUCAGACAUUUUUGUAUUCAUUUAAAGGAACGUAUGACUUAAGUUUUGGAGAAUGCUUGUUCCCUUCAUGCUGAGAGUAGGACAAAUAGAUCAAUACCGCUCUUUAUGUUUGUACAGUACAUAAAUAAGCUGUCUCUGGUUAGCUUAGCUUAGCCUUAAGACUCUCUUUGAGAUGCUCUGGAGUUUAGUCGCUGACGUCACAGCAGCUUUAUUGCUGUCAUAGCAGGAAAAGCACAGAUGUGACAUUUAACAUUAACAAGAGCUGUGUUUUAUUAAAGUGUCCCAACGAGCCAACAUGAACAAAACCAGGACCCUUAAACAUGAAGCAGCUAUUAUUCACUGGUGCUUUCCUUACUUCCUCAUGUCCACAUGUCUCCUGUGGAAAAGACUGCAAAAGUAUUCUGAUGAAAGGGUUGAUUCGCCCAAGAUGUCUGCCUCCGCACGAAAUGUUUGACCCUUUAUUGACCCAAAUAAUAGCAAAUUACUUUAUUGGUUGACAUUUUCAUACAUCUCGUUAUUAUAGAAAAGUAAGACCGUGUUUACAUUGGGGAAACUGGAUUUCUUUUUAACUGCAUAUUUGCUUUAAGAAAUGAUUGGUUUUUCAAGAUUGUUACAGCUUUACUGAAUAGUCAUCGCAUCUGUUUGUGAAGAUCUGAAAAGUUACAUUAAAACAAUUCCUAGGCAGCUUCAUCUCUCCAGAUGAAUGUCCCUGUUACUGUGUUUCUCCCAAUGAAAACUGGACAAUGUUCUCUGGGUUAUUCGGAGUAUCAGCGACAUUUCCUCCAGAAAAAGAUGUUUCUGAUUUCAAAAGUUGUUCUUCGUCCUGUCGGCACCACAAAUGAAAUUCAUUUCCGCUUCAUUGUGUGGGUGAAGAAGCAGAGAUUCAGAGUGAAAACACUUUCAUUUUAAGAGCAGUUGACUACAAAGGUUAUACAAAUCAGUGUAAUUAUGUAACGUGUGCUCGGCGCUGCACUGAUGGCUCGCUGCUUCACUGGCUUCUCCUCAUGGAUUUAUUAUUUUUCACCUCAAUACUCCCAACAAACACACGUCAAAGGCGGCUGCUGCUGCACGGGAGAAAACACACACACACACACACACACACACAGAGACACAUCUUAAUUUGAAGGUCUAUUCAUCUUUGGUUCAAAAGUAAUGACAUUAAUAGUCAUUAGUUUGCUUUGUAAAUAUCUUACAGUACAUGCAGAUGCAAAGCUUGCUGUACUUGUGCCUGAACGCGCAUGGCUUUUUCUGCAGGGUUAAAGGAGGAGGAAGUUUGUGUCGAGUCGAACUGAAAUCAUUCCCCAGAGAGAAUAAGUGUUAAUAUCUUCAUCUCCUCUCCUCUUCAUCAUGUCCUUUUUUUUUACUGUUUCUUUACAUGAUGGAGGCGCUCACUGUUUAUUAACAAUUUCCCAUUCCUGUGUCAAAAGCUGCUUUCUUUUGUUUGGAUGUUCCCAGAAUGCAUUGUGCAUUAUUUAAUGUGUACAUUUCCUUAUGGUGUAGUAAAUAAAUAAAAUGUUUUACGAACCCCGGAAAUGACCAAACUUUCA